This is a messenger RNA of Salpingoeca rosetta, 2757 nucleotides long. RefSeq lists its product as uncharacterized. The coding region runs from base 1 to 2757 and encodes 918 amino acids. The transcript has 14 exons. The record is from RefSeq and is a predicted model, not a curated record. Lineage: Eukaryota; Choanoflagellata; Craspedida; Salpingoecidae.
AUGGCGAAGCCGUGUUCAGGCGUUAUCAUGCUCCUUCGCGCCGCCACCCUGCUCGUGCUGUUGCGCUCAUACUGUCCACCGUCACCAUCACCACCAUGGCCAUCGUCGCCAUCACUGCAGGUGCCGCCACAAGUACUGGCCGCGUUUGGCGAUGUGGCGGCGGCGGUGCAGCGGGCAGCCAUCGCCGGCAACGAAAACUACGACCGCCUCCACCAAUACCGAAGCACUGAGACGGACGUGUGUGUGUCGUCGGGGCGAAAAAUUAUCGACACGACGGCCGUUGCACUGGAGAAUCCGCCCGUCAGCAACUCCGCCCUCAAGGCCACGUUCAAGUCGGCGCGCGUGUACAAGCCGCGUGAUCGCGAGGAAGCGGAAAUUGUCCUCUGCAGUGAUUGCAUUUUCAUCGCUACCACGGAGCGCGAGUGUCUGUCACCCUUGUGCAAGUUGAGCGAUUGCGUCAUUGCGCAAACGGACUUUCCCUCCACCAUCGCCCUGCAUCUCAACACGACGUACCUGAUCAAGUUCAUCUCUGAGAUUGCACAAAGGCGCUGGCUCCAGCUUUUUGCUCAACAGGCGAAGCUGCCUUCGAAUUGGAUCGAUUCUCUUCCUGUUCUUCCGGAAUCCCGGCGAGCAUCGCGGCGGCACCGGAAGAUGAACACGCUGGACCCCACGCUCUCUGAGCAGCAGAGGGAACAGGUGCUGCAAGUCCUCGACCUGGCCCUCCACGUGAGUGAUGUUGUGUCUGGAGAAGUUGGUGGGCUGGACCAGAACCGCCUGAACAAACUGAAGAAGGAAGUGAACAAGACGACAACGCCGUUCACCUUCUCGCGCGUGCUCGCCCAACAGCCAGCGCCAUCAUCAACAUCAGCCGUUUCCUCACGCCGGCGAACGAGUGACGAUGGUGGUGGUGGUGGUGGUGGUGGUGGCGGUCUCUUCACGGUCCCCAGUGCAAACUCCAUCGCCACAACAGUGAGCGGUGGGAGCAACACGUCUGGUGCAAGCGGAAGUGUUGCCAGCACGGCACCUUCUGCUGUUGGUGCCGUUGGUGGCAGUGGCAGCAAGGGCCGUGUUAGCAAGUCGCAGGAAGCAUUUUUCAAUGUCGUGCGAGCGCUCGGCGCCCCGCAGUCGGAUGAACACCUCACGUCGCGAGCGCGAAAUGUAAUUGGGGCUCUGCAAACGAAGAAGGCGCAACUCAUGGACGAGUUGGAGAGGGUGCAAGCUGAUCUGCACAUGAUCGACGACAUUCUCUCCAACCGCUCACUGCUGACACUCACGCAGCUGUUUGGCGCCAAUAGCGCCUCCUCUCUCUCCCUCUCCUCCAUAUCCCAGAUGUCGACGCUCACCUCGUCCCCGUUCGUUGCAAACGCCAGCGCAACCGGUUCUGCGCAGGUACACCGGUCCUCCGCCAGCCCGCUCGGCUCUUCAUCGUUCUCUGUUGCCCCGAUACCACCACCGCCAUCGUCAACGUCAGUGCAGCACGCGGCGCUUUCAUAUCCGUCACCAUCAUCGGCGCGGCCAACUGCUGUUGCACACGGAUGGCAACAACAACAACAACAACAACAACAACAACAACAACAACAACAACAACAACAACAACAACAACAACAACAACAACAACAACAACAGCGGGACGAGGACUCGGCUGCAGUUUCUUCUGUGCUUUCGUCGAUGGCACAGAAAGAUGGUGUGAUUGAUCUUCGCGCAAUUGCACAAAACCACCACGAGAUUUGGCCCGCUCACGUCACGAUUGAGCAUCAUGGAGACACACCAGAGCACGACCACAUCACACCCACGCCCGCAAAUGAGGCUGCUGAGCCGCUUGGUAUUGCGGAUGUGUUGUCGGAAUGCAAAUCCCUUGACGGCCGCAAUCAUUUUAUUGCUGGCGAUGUUGUACAUGUGUGGAAAAUGUUCAACGAAACGUGGCUUGUCUCCAGAUUCACUGUCCCACAAUCGGGCAAGACGUUCGUCCCAGCACGCAAUCUCCGCAUGCGCACAUCACACACGCAGACACAACAACAACAGCAGCAACAACAACAACAACAACAACAACAACAACAACAACAACAACAACAACAACAACAACAACAACAACAACAACAACAACAACAACAACAACAACAACAACAAGAGGAGGAGACCCAAGGGAUUGCUGAUGCGCGUCGGCCAUCGCUUCAGCGCCAGCCAAAGACGGGCGGCAGCAGCAUGGCCGAUGAGACUGAUGGUGAUUUGGACGACGACUAUGAUGAUGAUGAUGACGCCGAAGGUGAGGAGGAAGAUGAUGCCGACACGUUUGAUGACACAUAUGAUGAGUUUGAUGAUGAUGGUGCGGAUGAGGCUGGCAUCAACGGAGAGGGAGAGGGGAAUGGCUACAGCCACCGCGGCAAAAAGGGACGGGGCAGCAGUGGACGCAACAGCCACGACCGCAGCGUUGACAACGCUGGUGUCAACGGGCAAGCGGCGAACUCGGCCAACUCACACCAGACACCAGACACGCAGCAGCAGCAGCAACAACAACAACAACAGCAGCAGCAGCAGCAGCAGCAGCAGCAACAACAACAACAACAGCAGCAGCCCAGGUACGAUGACAAUGGUAGCGAUGGUGCUGAUGCGAGCGGGAGUGCGAGUGAGGGUGGUGGCGGGCGACGGCGGCCAAUGUUUCGGACGAUGAGCUCGAUGGCGCAGCGGCUGAAGAUGGAGCUGAACAGGCAUCGUCACCACGACCAGCACACGCUGCCAGAUGGCACUGAUGCGCAGUGA